CUUAAACCCUUCUCAUUGAAAAAGACAUUCAUAUUCAUCUGUCUAACCGUCUUCGAAUUGAUAUACGGCUAUUUUGAGCAAAUCAGGCACUAGCAGAGAAGAUGGUAGGGUUCGAUGCGCGGUGGCUCAUCAGUGCCGCCGUUCUUCUGCUGCUGCUGAUGGCCCCAAUCGCCAACGCUUGGGGAAAGGAGGGACACUUCGUCAUCUGCAAAAUUGCCCAGGAAUAUCUAACUGAAGAGGCUCUCCAAGCAGUCAAAAACCUACUCCCUGAUGAAGCCGAAGGCGAACUUGCUAAUGUUUGUGAUUGGGCAGAUCAAGUUCGGCAUCAUGCCCACUACGGUUGGAGCAAAACUUUACAUUAUGUUGAUACACCUGAUUUUCUAUGCAACUACAAAUAUUCCAGGGAUUGCCAUGACACAAGAAGGCACAAGGACAGGUGUGUUACUGCAGCAAUCUACAACUACACUGAGCAGCUUUUGGAUUACUCAAACUCAAACUCAGAAACAAAAUACAAUUUGACAGAAUCACUCAUGUUCUUAUCACAUUUUAUUGGUGAUGUCCAUCAGCCUCUUCACGUAGGAUUCAUUGGAGAUGAAGGGGGGAACACAAUAACUGUCCGGUGGUACCGUAGGAAGACUAAUUUGCACCAUAUGUGGGAUAGUGAUAUCAUUGAAACUGCAGUAAAGACAUUAUAUGACUCUAAUCUUACACAGAUGAUUCAAGCUCUUGAGAAUAAUAUCACGGCUGAAUGGCCCAUUGAUAAUCCAUUGCGGGAAAGUUGCAACAAGACCGUCUGUCCAGAUCCGUAUGCUUCAGAAAGUGUUAGUUUAGCUUGCAAAUUUGCCUACAGAAAUGCCACGCCCGGGAGCACUUUGGAAGAUGAGUACUUCCGGUCACGGCUGCCAGUUGUGGAAAAGAGAUUAGCUCAAGGCGCGGUACGUUUGGCUUCCCUUCUCAACUCUAUUUUCACUUCACGCCCAUUGGUUGCACAACUAUGAACAUAACAUCUGAAGGAUGGGGAAGAAGGGUGAAAUUGCUGUGGUUAAAAAUGCAUACAGAUUGAACUGCUCUAAGGAUCAAGAGUUGUGGUGUGCCUAAUAUCUACUUACUAGUACCUAUGUAGUUGUAUAGUCAUAUUCCCUUAUUUCCUCUUUGGCCUAUAUAAAAAAUAUCACUUUUUCCUAAUAGAAUUGGUAUGAAAUACUCUAACGUUUGACAAUGAAAAAUUCUAAAAUGUUCUAUCUUUGUAAAGAAUAACCUAUUCAAGUAGAAUAGGACAUUAUUAAAAAUAAUUUGAAUAAUCAUUG
Messenger RNA from Cuscuta campestris, 1307 nucleotides. Lineage: Eukaryota; Viridiplantae; Streptophyta; Magnoliopsida; Solanales; Convolvulaceae. The record is from the annotation of a GenBank genome assembly.